Molecule: messenger RNA, 363 nt
Organism: Eimeria necatrix
Lineage: Eukaryota; Apicomplexa; Conoidasida; Eucoccidiorida; Eimeriidae
Exons: 2
Coding region: 1-363 (120 amino acids)
Source: RefSeq, a predicted model, not a curated record
AUGCUUGGCUCUUCGCUGCUCCAGCGCAUGCAGCCCAUCCGGCUUGCCCGCGCUUUCCUUUCCCCGCAAAUUCCCAGCAGCAGCCCCAGAUGCUUCAGCACUGAAGGCGGAAGGCUUUUGAAUCCCAACCCGAGGCCCACGCAGUACCAAACAGUGAUAGUUAAUGAAGUAGUAAACCCCCCCCCCGGGAAGCCCUUCAGCUUCACGCCCUACUUGGUGGGCUUGGGGGUGUUCAUGUUCGUCUUCCCCUGCGUGCAGACCACCGUGGAGCUGCGCAAGUACUACAAAGAGACAGAGCACCUGUACCGCGACGGCUGGAACAGACACCACUACGACAAGAUGAAGGACCAGUACUUGUCUUAG